This is a messenger RNA of Mangifera indica (mango), 1134 nucleotides long. RefSeq lists its product as uncharacterized. Bases 574 to 843 code for a protein of 89 amino acids. The record is from RefSeq and is a predicted model, not a curated record. NCBI's taxonomy places the organism in Eukaryota, Viridiplantae, Streptophyta, Magnoliopsida, Sapindales, Anacardiaceae. The transcript has a single exon.
GUGUUGAGCAAUAAGAUUAGCUAGCCAAACUGGUGAUCCUCUGUGUAUUCAGUACGUGUCAAGUUCCAUAGCCAUGUGUCUGUCAGAGAACCUGACACUUCUAUCAUCAGUCUCUCUGUAUAUUAUUUUCAAACGGUGCGGAAGAAUAAGUACUUUAGUGUUCAGUGUCUAUAUGACUGAAAGUAGACUUUUGAUGUCAGAAGGAGCUCAAAGAAGUUGAAAAUGGCGGCAAUGUUAUUCUUGCCAAAGAGGUUUUCUAAAACUUCUCCCAGACACUUUCCCAGUUGUUUCCAAUCUGCAACUCGUUGCCACUCCACUGCUUAUGAACGUGCAGAAGUAUUUCUUCACGGUCCAUAAGUUAUUGAUAUUUUGUUUGCAAUUGUGUUAAUUCUUAUUCUUUGUAUGACCAAAAUAUGUUAAUAAAAAUUAUUGUUGAAAAUAUGAUUCUAAAAAUGCAGGGUAGCAAUGCCGUAGCAGGAGCAACAAGCCUUUGAUGUGGGAGAGGGAAAAGGAAGUAGUCCAAGACAGUUUGUAGCAGAUACAGCGAAAGAGGGAGUGAAGAAGGCAGUGGAGAUGGCAGAAAAUGUUGGAGACACAGCUAAGAAAACAAUGGAUGGUGCAUGGAAAGCAGCCAAGGAAGGUGCUGAAAAUCUCAAGAAAACAGUAGGUGUUCACCAUAUUGAUGAGGAUGAUGAAGGUUAUAAUUUUAAUAAUGAUGACAUUCGUGAGGAUCCUGCAGUUAUUGAGGUCUGUAAGAUUGAUGAUCCUAUUGACACUCCGGAAUAUAGAAGCAUUGAAGAAGUGAAUAGAGCAGGAGGAUACGAUAAGGUCCACUAUGGUUAAAUAUUUUUGGUUUUCAAAGCUUUCCUUUUUUGCUUAAUUAUAUGUUGUAACAUAAGCAUGUAUUGAAGAAGUUAAGGUUUUCUAGGGCUUACAGAUGAGGGAUUUUGUAGUUUUGUAUUAUAAUCAAGGGUGAAAGAAGGAGAUUUUAAGUGUUUGAAGUCAUUUUAGUUGUUGGAUUUGUGCAUUAAGAGUUUUGGGAUGCCAUCAUUUUGAUAUAGAAAGUGGCUAAAAUUUGUCAGUUGGCCACAAUGGAAAAAAGAAUCAGAUGCGCUAGUUGUCUGCUUUCUAGCC